CAAUUAGGGAGGAACACGUGAAUUUGCAGGUGUUCUCCUCCUAUUUAGACACAUUUGAACGGGGCAGCCGUGUCUUAAAGACAAAAUAAGAAAAUACUCGGUGCAUACUAUAUUAUAAAAAAGAAAAGCAUGCAUGCUUUAGUGAACGCGUUUAUGCGCUGCCUUGCUCUUCUCCUGCCUCCCUCUUGGCUUUGUGUCAGCCUUUGCUUGUGGGCUGGGAGUGAGUGUGAAGAGACGACGCCACGGCCCAAUCCCAGAGCUCGUUUCAAAAGCAGAAAGCCUCUUACAAAUGAGGAAGUAGCAGCAGCGGCGGCGGCAGUAGAAGCGCAAGGAGGCUCUAGCCCCUCGGUUUCGCCAGGUCCAGGCUGCGUCUCGCUGGCUGCUGCUAGCCCCGUUACUCCUCAGGGCCCCGCACAGGGUCGGAUCUGGAUCUGGGGUCUCUGGCGAGCCGUGGAGCGCGUCAUCGGAACUCCCUGGGUCCUUCUCCGCCGCCACUGGUGCCCUAAGAAGCGUCGAGCAGGUUUACGCACCCCGUGUCCUGUUGGUGCUUUCGAGUCGAACAGUAUUAGAAGCUUCCAGGGAGGCGCUGCUGCUGCUGCUGCUGCUGCUAUAACCGAGGAGGGGAGCCGAGCGGACAGAAACACCUUGAGUUAUUCGGGUAACAAUAUGAGCGCGUCUGCGGGGAUCCCCAUUUCAAACUCAGCGGAGUGCGCAUCGGAUGCGUCAGUGGAACCGGGGAUGGACGAGGUGAUAACGGUGGAUCAACACAUGCAGGAGAUGGGGACGGUGACAAUAACAGUGGCCAUUCAGGCGGCCGAAGAUGAGGAACCAGAAGAAGUGUCAUCCAAUAACAUUGAUUUCCUCGGAGGCAGCUGUAGUGAAGACGAAAUCGGAAGACACGACAAAUCAAGUGGUGCUGGGACAAGUGGAGGGGAGUUGGAGGAGGAGAGCUGGCAGCCUCCAGACCCAGAACUUAUCCAAAAGCUUGUUGCUCAGAUUGAGUACUACCUGUCAGAUGAGAACCUGGAGCAUGAUGCCUUCCUGCUCAAACAUGUCAGACGCAACAAACUCGGGUUUGUCAGUGUCAAGUUACUCACUUCAUUCAAAAAGGUGAAGCACUUGACUCGCGACUGGAGAACAACCGCUUAUGCUCUGAGGCACUCAACAAUACUUGAGCUGAACGAUGAGGGUCGUAAGGUACGGCGCAGGUCCACAGUGCCCGUCUUUGCUAGUGAGUCUUUGCCUAGCCGCAUGCUGCUGCUCAGUGACCUGCAGAGCUGGCCAGAGCUAGCUGCCUUGGAAGGAGGCACUGGUUGUAAUGGAGGCAGCGAGGGAGGAGCCAUCCAGCAGGAGCAACUGAUGAAGCUUUUGCUGAAGGCAUUUGGAACAUACGGUGCCAUCGCCUCAGUCCGAGUCCUGAAGCCUGGAAAGGACCUGCCACCUGACUUGAAGAGGCUGAGUGGCCGCUACACCCAGCUGAGCUUGGAGGAGUGUGCCAUUGUGGAGUUCGAGGAGGUGGAAGCAGCAGUCAAAGCUAAUGAAGCAGUGGGGACCGAGGAUGGAGGGACAGGUUCUCUCGGUUUAAAGGUGGUCCUUAUUGGCACCAAGCCACCCAAGAAGAAGGUCCCCAAAGACCGUCCACGGGAAGAAGUAGGGAUGCGCAAAAGUCGCUCACUCAACAGCAGAAUACGAGAGCUUCAGUACCAUGGGGAAGACUCCGCCUGCAGCUCCUCAGAGACCGAGAGCAACCCCACGUCACCCAGAUUGGCCCGCAAGUCACGUUCCUGCAACAAGCUCAGCCCCACCACUGCAAGCAUGAGCUUCCAGAACAAUCACCUCAGCCCGGGUGUGUCCCCACGUAACAGUCCCUGGUCUAGUCCCCGUGCCAGCCCCUGUCCUCAGCGCAAAUUGCCUCAUUCUCAAAAGUCUCCCUUGGCUAGUGAGGGCAGACUCAGCCCUGAGGCUGGGCGCCGCUGGGCGGACUACUCCUCAGACAGCAGCCUGACCCCUUCAGGAAGCCCAUGGGUUCAGAGGCGCAGGCAGGUGGCCUCUCAGGAAAGCAGUCCAGUCGGCAGCCCCAUGCUGGGUAGAAAGAUCCAGAAUGCUGAUGGCCUGCCACCAGGAGUAAUGAGGCUGCCUCGAGGCCCUGAUGGAACCCGUGGCUUUCACUGUGUCACAGUUGGUGAGAGAGGAAAGACUGCUGGUACGCAGACUUGACAGGUGGAGCAUCCUCAUGCCUCCCUUAUGCCCCAGAAAUAAAAUGGUACUUUGGAAAUUUGACCUGAUCCUUGGCCAUAUCACUCAGCCCCCACCUCACGUUUGAGAGACUGUGUAGAUAUGUUUUGAGUGUAUUAAUUUUUGCUCUUGGUUAUUUUUUUAUACAACAUUUCCGUUAACAUGGUGACAUCUUAUUGAUUUACUAAUGAGAAUUUGUUUGAAUGUGAAAUAUUAUUUAAAGGGAGAACUUAAAGAAAAUUUGAAAAAAAAAAAUUCUCAGAUACCAUAGCAAUGGGCCUUGUCACUCCCAUUGCUGUCUAAACUUGUUCUAUAUGGGGUGGCGUGGAGAAGAAUUUCCACUUUUUUAAUUGGAAAUUGUCCUCUUUCGUGAAGUAUGUCUAUAAAAGCUCACAACGUUGUCUGUGGAUGGUGUGUAAAAGUUAAAACAGUGUGUGAAAAGUGGCAUGGGCACAUGGACUUGAUAUCAAGAUAUCGCCAUAUGCCUUUUCUGUAUUUGUCUACUGUGAGUGUCAUUGUUACAUGCUAUUUAAACUGAGGCCAUAAUCUCCCCCUGCCAUAAAGUUUGAACAGCUAACUUUCAUGGACAAGGUUUUUAAUUUUCUUUUCUUUUAUUAUUUUUUUUACUUUGCCUUUCAUUCUGUAUUCAGUAUGCCUUGGCAGUCAAUUAACUGAAGCGUCAAGAUUUGGGAAGGGUCUCAUGUAGCUCUGUUGUUCUGCUUAGCAGAUAGCUAUUUUUGUGGGAGGGUGGGGAGGGGGCUUAAAUUUAUUCUAUCAGUCUGAUAAGCUGGUAGCGAGGUUUGGCGGAUGUUCAGGUCAGCGUGAAUAGAAGCUCUUACAGUAUGUUAUUGCCUUUACAUCUGAGCUGGGGUAUUGUACAGUGAAUUUCCCAUUGUACGAAUAAAUCACUAAAAUUGCA
This is a messenger RNA of Myripristis murdjan (pinecone soldierfish), 3154 nucleotides long. It is a transcript of the gene larp6a, whose product is annotated as La ribonucleoprotein 6, translational regulator a. Gene Ontology annotation, molecular function: mRNA binding. The coding region runs from base 130 to 2217 and encodes 695 amino acids. Gene Ontology annotation, biological process: RNA processing. NCBI's taxonomy places the organism in Eukaryota, Metazoa, Chordata, Actinopteri, Holocentriformes, Holocentridae. The record is from RefSeq and is a predicted model, not a curated record. The transcript is spliced from 3 exons. Gene Ontology annotation, cellular component: ribonucleoprotein complex; nucleus.